This is a messenger RNA of Haemorhous mexicanus (house finch), 5201 nucleotides long. Its product is annotated as rho guanine nucleotide exchange factor 11-like. The record is from RefSeq and is a predicted model, not a curated record. NCBI's taxonomy places the organism in Eukaryota, Metazoa, Chordata, Aves, Passeriformes, Fringillidae. Gene Ontology annotation, cellular component: cytoplasm. Gene Ontology annotation, biological process: G protein-coupled receptor signaling pathway; intracellular signal transduction. Gene Ontology annotation, molecular function: G protein-coupled receptor binding; guanyl-nucleotide exchange factor activity.
CGGGGGGCCGCGGGGGUCGCUCGGGGCCCCCCGAGGCCGCCGCAGCCGCCGGGGCCGGGGAUGGUGGCGGGGGCGGCCGGAGCGGGGCGGCGGCUCCGGGCAGAGCCCUGACGGAGCGAGCUCCACCAUGAGCGUGAGGCCUCCGCAGGCCCCGGACAGGUUGAGCAGCCUCUCCUCGUCCCUGGGCGAUUCCCCCUCGGAGCGAAGGUCCCCCGGCCACCACCGGCAGCCCUCGGACGCCUCCGAGACCACAGGGCUGGUGCAGCGCUGUGUCAUCAUCCAGCGGGACCAGCAUGGCUUCGGCUUCACCGUCAGCGGCGACCGCGUGGUGCUGGUGCAGUCCGUGCGCCCCGGUGGGGCUGCCAUGAGGGCCGGCGUGCAGGAGGGCGACCGCAUCCUCAAGGUGAACGGGACGAUGGUGACCAACAGCUCCCACCUGGAGGUGGUGAAGUUGAUCAAGUCCGGUGCCUACGUGGCCCUGACCCUGCUGGGGUCCCCGCCCGGCCCUGUGGGAAUUCCGGGAUCCCAGCAGGAGCCGGAGCCCCCGGCGUGUCCCCAGGGGCCCCCCCAGCGCAUCACGGAGCCCCGGCCCCUGCAGGACCCCGAGGUGCAGAAGCACGCGGCGCAGAUCCUGCGGAACAUGCUGCGCCAGGAGGAGGCCGAGUUCCAGCGCUUCCAGGAGCUGCUGCAGCGGAAGCCGGGCGCGGCGCUGGAGGAGCAGCUGGAGGGGGCGCGGCGCCGGCUGAGCCAGCUGCAGCUGAAGGUGCUGCAGGAGGCGCGCGGGGCCGCGGAUCUGGGCUCCCGGCCCCUGGAGGGGUCCCCGCAGCUCCCGGGGCGCCGCCCCAGGGACCCCCAGGACGGGGAGGGGCGGCUGGAGCCCGGCCCCGAGCGCGCCCCGGCCCCGGCGGAGGUCUCCCGGAAUUCCGGCUUUUCCGAGCCCGGCAGCCCCCGGAGCUCCCCCGUGCUCGGCUCCCGCCUCUCCACGGAUCCGGGAUCGGGGAGGCCCCAGAUCAUCGGCCCCGAGGAGGAUUGUGAGCCUGGGAGUGGCAGCAACGAGAGCGAUUCCGUGUUCCAGGAUUUGGGAAUUCUCAAAUCCCGCCCGGCCCACUUGGGAGUUUUCCUGAGGUUCCUCUUCUCCCAGGCCGAUCCCACUCCUCUGCUGUUCCACCUGUGCUCCGAGGUUUGCUGCCAGCAGAGCCCCCGGGAGAGCCGGGCCCUGGGCAGGGACAUCUGGAACGUCUUCCUGGACAGGGCGGCGCCCCUGCGGGUGAAGGUGCCGGAGCAGCUCCUGGCUGAGAUCGAGCUGCGCCUGCGGAGCGGGGACGAGCUGCGGCCGGCGCUGCUGGAGGCGCAGGAGUCGGUGAUCCCGGAGAUCCAGGAGCAGCUCCAGGACUACAGGACGAAGCGCACGCUGGGGCUGGGCAGCCUCUACGGGGAGAACGAGCUGCAGGAGCUGGAGCUCGGGAAUUGCGCCCGGGAGCCGCGGGAAUGCCGGGAGAGGGAGCGGGCGCUGGCCGAGAGGCAGCUGGGACACCUGGGGGACAUCCUCUCCAAGUACGAGGAGGAGCGGAGCUCCCCCAUGGCCUUCGCCCUCAGCACUUUCAUGGCCCACGCCGGGAUCCGGCCCCGGGAGCCCCGGGAGCCCCGGGAAUCCCGGGAAUCCCGCGGCCCCGGCGCCCCCGAGAAGCUCCCGGACAAGGACAAGUGGCUGCCCUUCUUCCCCAAGGCCAAAAAGAGCAGCAGCUCCAGGAAGGAGAAGGAGCAGAGGCAGAACCCGAUCCUGAAAUACAUCGGGAAGCCCCGGAGCUCCUCCCAGAGCACAUUUCAUGUCCCCCUGUCCCCAGCUGAAGCAGUGAAGCCGGGGAACGUGCGGACCAUGAUCCAGCACUUUGAGAACAGCCACGGGGAGCCCCCGGAGCCGGGAGCGCAGCGCCUCUCCACGGGCAGCAUUCCCGAGGAGCUGCUCGACCCCGACAGCUCCCGGGGCGAGGUGCGCCUGGGCCGCUCGGAGUCGCUGAAGGGGCGGGAGGAGCUGCGGCGCUCGCGGCGCUCGGAGCCGGUGCCGCGCUCCCGCAGCGACGUGGACAUGGACGCGGGCAGCGAGACCCCCCGGCUGCACUCGGCCUCCUCCUCCGCCUCCAGCCUCUCCAACAGAUCCCUGGAAAACCCCACCCCCCCCUACACGCCAAAGAUGGGGCGCAGGAGCAUGGAUUCUCCCAGCCUGGGCUUCGGGGCCGACCCCUUCCUCCCGCACCUGCUGGAGGACGAGCCGGGCGCGGUGCCCGAGCUGGAGGCGGAUCCGGAGUCGCAGCCCGGCCAGAAUUCCCAGCCCGGCUGGCAGGGCUGGCAGCAGAGCGCGCAGAGCUGGCAGCACUCGGUCAGCCGGGAGCUGCUGGCCAGCCUGUCCCCGCGGGAGGUGGAUCGCCAGGAGGUCAUCAACGAGCUGUUUGUCACCGAGCUGUCCCACCUGCGCAUCCUGCGUGUUCUGGAUUUGCUUUUCUUCCAACGCCUGCGCCGGGAGCAGCUCCUGAGCCGGGAGGAGCUGGGGCUGCUCUUCCCCAACCUGCCCGACCUCAUCGACGUGCACAGUUCCCUCUGGGAGUCCAUGCGGAGGCUGCGGGAGGAGCAGGGUCCCAUCGUGGGCGAGAUCGGCGACCUCAUGCUGGCCCGGUUCGAGGGCGCUGCCAAGGAGGAGUUCCAGCGCGUGGCCGCCGCCUUCUGCUCGUCGCAGUCGAUCGCGCUGGAGCUGAUCCGCACCAAGCAGCGCAAGGAGAGCCGCUUCCAGCUCUUCAUGCAGGAGGCCGAGAGCAACCCGCAGUGCCGGCGGCUGCAGCUGAAGGACCUGCUGAUCGCCGAGAUGCAGCGCCUCACCAAGUACCCGCUGCUGCUGGAGAACGUCAUCAAGUGCAGCCCGGCGGGCUCAGCAGAGCAGCAGAAGCUGCUCCGGGCGCGGGAGCAGAGCCGGGACGUGCUGCGGGCGGUGAACGAGGCCGUGCGCCGCGCCGAGAACCGGCAGCGCCUGCAGGAGCACCAGCGGCGCCUGGACACCUCGGCGCUGGAGAGGACCAGCAACCCCCUGGCCGCGGAAUUCCGGAACCUGGACCUGACCUCGCACCGGAUGAUCCACGAGGGACCCCUGGCCUGGAGAGUGGGCAAGGACAAGAGCGUGGAUCUGCACGUGCUGCUGCUGGAGGAGCUGCUGGUGCUGCUGCAGCGGCAGGACGAGCGCUGGCUGCUGAAGUGCCACAGCAAGGGUGGCCUGGGGGGGACCCCGGACACCAAGCAGAGCUUCAGCCCCGUGCUCAAGCUCAGCUCGCUGCUGGUGCGCUCCGUGGCCACAGACAAGCGUGCUCUGUUCAUCAUCUGCACCUCGGAGCUGGGCCCCCAAAUCUACGAGCUGGUGGCACUGACGUCCUCGGAGAAGAACACGUGGAUGCAGCUGCUGGAGCAGGCGGUGCAAGGGGCCACCAGGAGCCUCCCGGGGCCACCGAAACAGGGCCAGGGCGAGGCCAGCGGGAACGGAGCCUCCAGCCUGCUGCUGCCAGACCCCGCCGUGUCCCCGGAGCUGGCCCGAGACACUGAGCCCGAGGAUUGCUCCUCAGCUGGCAGUGACCCCGAGCCCUCGGGCAGGGCCCGGCCCCUGCAGGAGCUGCUGGAGGAGCCGCGGGGGGCCGGGGCUGGGGACCCCGACCCCGACCCGGGGGACCCCGACCCCGGCCUGGGGGACCCCGACCCCGGCCUGGGGGACCCCGACUCCGUCCCGGGGGGUCCCGACCCCGUCCCGGGAAUCCCCAAAUCCCCGGGGAACGCCGGAGUGGCCGAGGCAGCGCUGGAGGAUGUGGACACCCUGCGGCUCCUGAUUGUCCGGAGGCUCCGGCCGGGCCGGGACCCCCAAAGCGAGGACGGAGAGACCCCCACGGCCGGAGCCCCCAGCGACCCCCGGGGGAACGGCCGGGAAUUCCCAACAUCCGGCCGGGAAUUCCCAAUGUCCGGCCGGGAAUUCCCAACAUCCAGCCGGGAAUUCCCAACGUCCAGCCAGGAAUUCCCAACAUCCAGCCAGGAAUUCCCAACGUCCGGCCGGGAAUUCCCAACAUCCAGCCAGGAAUUCCCAACAUCCAGCCAGGAAUUCCCAACGUCCGGCCGGGAAUUCCCGGUGUCCAGCCAGGAAUUCCCGGUGUCCAGCCAGGACUCGGCCACGUCCAGCUGGGAUUCCGGGAUGUCCAGCUGGGAGUUCCCAACGUCCGGCCAGGAUUCCAGGAUGUCCGGCCGGGAAUUCCCGGGGUCCGGCCAGGAAGGGCCGGAGGGGGCGGAGCCCAGCGGGAUCCGAAUCAACCGGAAAGCCCAGGAGGAGGGGCCGGAGGAGGCCACGCCCCCGCGCGGCUGCAGCCAAUCAGAGCCCGAGCUGCGGGAAGGAGGCGGAGCCAGCGCCGAGGGGAAUUUCUUCUACCUGAGCCUCCCCACGGGCCCCCCCCGGCCGGGAGGGGACACCGGGGACAGCCCUGGGGACAUGGGGGACCCCUCUGGGGACACGGAGCUGAUCCUGGGGACCCUGGAGGAGCUGCGGGGGAAACUGCUGAGCCUGAGGGCCAUGGAAGCCGCUCACCGGCAGCUGCUGCGCUCGCUGGGCGGGGGCGACGCCGCCGUCCCCAGUGUCCCCAGUGUCCCCAGUGUCCCCAACAAUGUCCCCAACCCCGUUCCCGGGCGGGCCCCGCCGCCCCCCAGCCCCCAGAGCUCGCCCCAGGCCCCGCGGGGACACCAGGGGGGACACCACGGGGGACACGCUGGCACCACCACCCUCGGCACAGGCUCCGACGCCCCCGCCCACCUUUAACCCGGAGGGGGGGGAUGGGCUGGAAUUUCCCUCCCCUCCCCCAAACCCCCGGAAGAUUUUCCAGGGAAUUCCGGCCGGGAAUUCCCCCCGGACAGCCGGACAGACAGACAAAUGCACUUUGUUGGGAAUUCCCCCUUUCCCCCAAAAUCCUAUAAAUAUGUACGUACGCCCCUCCCCCACGCUGUAAAUACCCCCGGGUGUCCCCUCCCCCCCCCCGGUGACAAUCGGGGGUGACACGGUGACAAUCGGGGGUGGCACCCCCAGGACCCCCCAAGCCCGGAUUUGCCCCAAAUCCCGGGGUUUGCCCCCAGAACCGGGGUUCCACUAUAAAUAUUAUAAAUAAACGCCGAGCCCGGGGGGCGGGGAAGGA